UGUUCCCAUUCUUGUCGUGUUGCGAGUUGGAAGGUAGCUGCAGUCCUCGACAGUCAAGUGAAAACUUGCAAGGGGAACAGAAGAGAAAGGGUUCACUUAGCAAUCCAGCUUGUGGCUGGAUUCCGAGAGGGAGCACGUUCUGUACCGUUUCGUGUCGGUGUGAACGGGGAAGUGAUUGAAGUCAGCGCGAGUUUUUUUUAGUUUUAAUAUUUUAUUGUGUUGGGCUUACCUUUUGCUCGUGGUUCACUGAAAAUCUUCUCUGUGCAUUCCACAAGCGCAGUAUGAUUCUUCUGAUUCGCAACGCAACCUGAGCAGAGUCGCUCUCUUCGACCUCCUGAUCAUUUCGAACUUCUUUCCAGGACGUCCUGUACGUCGGUUGUCACUUGAGUCUCCGAAGGAUACUCAUUAUCUGGUGUGUUAGAUCGUAGUCCUGACUCCAACCCAUCUACAACAGAUCACUAUUGCAUAUUUUUACUUUAAGACACCGGAGAUGCUUGGAUAAUUAGAAAUCGGACUUACUGCAACUUCUUUGUUUACUGUGUCUUAUUCUCUGGAGAGAGCUUGAGACGUCCUGAAUCUUCCGUAGAACUCCUACAGUUUCUGGGCUUUGUGUAAUCACUCACCUUGCAGUCACUCGCUGAAACCCUUAGGAAAAAUAAUUGUGAACAUUCCUGCAUUCAUAUGUAGCAAUAGAUUCUCAGAUUGAAUUUGAUUCACAUCCAAGUCACGAAAGUCAUUGGUUUAUACUUGUUAUUUAGUUGUUCGGGGAAGGUUUAAGUUAGCUACUUAGUUAAUCUAGCUGAAUUUUCUUGCAUGUAGAUUGUGAGCGGGAGUUGAUAGUGUACGUAGGCUGAAUCGAUCACGAGAUCUUGAGCGAAGUGUUGAUUCCGUUGCACGAACACGCCAGUGGCCCAACCCAUGAAUCCUGUCGCUACGAAAGCAUUCAUGCAGGAAACUUCGAAUGACUUGAUACAACCUAGCACACUGGCUCGAGGACUAAGCGACAAUUACUCGGGGUUGCGUCCCGAGGUUGUGAAAUCCAAACUUCUGCGAGGCGCCACAUCUGGCUUAUCGGAGUUCAUCUGGCCGAAGGACCAAUGGCCCUCCGUUCCUCAUGACGAUUUCCAUUUGGCUCAGGAGCUACCCUGUGUCGAUCUAUCAGAUUUUCGAACCGGGGACGCGGAACAGCGACAGAAGACGGCGGAAGUGCUAGCAAAAACGUUUUCGGAAUGGGGAUUUGUGCUAGUAACUAAUCAUGGGGUUUCCGCGGAGAUCAUCAAGAGAAUGCAGAACCAAGCGCUCAAAUUCUUUGAGAUGCCACUAGAGCAAAAGGAGAAAGGGGUAGUUCCAAGCUCCAGCAAGUACGAAGGAUUCGGGUAUGGCGUCGAAAGCGGAUUUUACUACGCUGGCAAGCCCUGGAUCGAUCGUUUUCAGUGCCGCUGGAGCCCUGCUUGUGAGAUUCGCGAGCCCAUGGAGAAGGUGUUUUGCCCCUCCGAUGCCGAAGAGUUCAUUAAUACUAUAGAGGUAUAUAACAGCCGGUUGGAUAAGCUUGCCAGGAAAAUACUGGAGCUUUGUGCAAUCGGGCUAGGCAUUGCCGAAGACACCUUCACCAAGCCCUUCGGUGGUACCGCUGGCGACUGCAUCGCCCGCAUGAACUACUACCCUCCUUGUCCUCUUUCGUCCCUCACUUUGGGUCUCGGAGCGCACACAGAUCCCAACCUGUUAACGAUAUUAAGUCAAUGCGAAGUGGGCGGAUUGCAGGUUCUCCGGAACGACACUUGGAUCUCUGUGCAGCCGAAACCUGACAUGCUCAUCGUUAAUAUCGGCGACACUUUUGAGGCUUGGACAAAUGGACGGUUCCGAAGUGUGGAGCAUCGGGCUGUGGUGAACGAAUCAGCAGCUCGGUUAUCGAUGGUGUACUUUGCAUCACCUCCAAUGAAAGCAGCGAUUGAGAUACCGGGGCAGCUUAUCACAGCUAAUGACCCUUUGAAGUUCCGGCCGUCGUUCACUUGGGAGGAGUAUAAGGGCCAUUUACUCCAGCGACAUGCCGCAGGAAACGGAGUGAAGAUGUCCAAACAGUGGCUUCUAAAACCAGCAUCAUCGUCAGCUUCCGAAGAUGGCAAUAGACAGCGAUUCUAGUUCACAAGUCUUGACCUGUGGCAACAGAACCUGACGCCAAAACUUGUACCAUCCGACUGCUAGCAGGUAGUGAAGCUUGUCUGAUCAUGAUGCAUAUAUUCUAGCCUUAAUGCACCUAUAUUAUUGAAUCUGUUUUACAGCCAUUGGGGAACGUGAGAAAGAGAACAGAGCGCUCCGUGGAUAUGCCGCGGGCGAUUAUAAUCAGGAGAGUUUUAAUUCCUAGUUUCCACUCUAAUUAUUCAGAUUUCUCUCUCACACUCUAUAUACAUAUACAUAUAUAUAUAUAUAUGCACAUAGAAUUCCCCAAGUAUCCAUAGCUUUACAAAUUUCAGUAUUUACAACACUUUCAAGCCCACACCUAUGAUACUCCACAGUAUUUUGUAAGGAACAGUCUGGCAGAUAGGUUUCCACUGGAGGUGGAGGUAGGGUAGCUCUGGUCUUAACCAUUGCAGCAAUAGGAAUGUGAAGAUAGUACCUGCAGUUUGCCAGUGGUGUUGCAGGUUUCACUCAUGGCUUUUCCUGCCAAUUGUUCAGGUGGCAUGCACAAUCACAUAUCAUAAUGCAAAGAUUGUUACAGAGAUUACACGA
This is a messenger RNA of Physcomitrium patens, 2727 nucleotides long. Its product is annotated as gibberellin 2-beta-dioxygenase 8. The record is from RefSeq and is a predicted model, not a curated record. Lineage: Eukaryota; Viridiplantae; Streptophyta; Bryopsida; Funariales; Funariaceae.